GUGUCGGGGCUCCCCACCCCCACCUCCACACACACAUAGUGCCCAUUUUGAUUGUUCUUGCACGUGGUAUUUCUGCCCCUCUUCUGUCCCUUGAAUUAUUCCCAAAGACAAGUAGCAGUUGAUUAAUACCAUUCCUGAAUAUCGUAGACAAAAAGUUAACGCUUCCUUCUUUUUCAUCACUACUACUUACUAUGCACUUGGUGCUGUUCUGAUUGUGGGUUAGUCAGUAUUGCGUAAGGCAGAUUUCCUGUUCGAGUGGAACUGACGGACAGUAAACAGUGAACGCGUUAGCUAGACAUGCUAUACAGAAAAUUAAAUCACCUUUUCCCCCGUGUGUGUGUGUGUGUGUGUGUGUGUGUGUGUGUGUGUGUGUGUGAAAGAAAACAGGUUCUUAUAUCUUAUAGAUGAAUCCUAUAGAUUAGGUUAUUGGUUGGUGAGAACCCCUGAGGAUGUGGAUUGUAAAAGAUUGAGCAGGAGGUUAGCACAAAGGUACCGAGGAGAGCUGAUGUCCCCGUGGUUUAGAGGGUAAUGGGACUCUGUACAUCAGACUGCAGAGUCGACACGUACAAAAUCUCAGGUAGACAGCUUGGACAGGUUUUAGACGCUGUGCUACAGCUCACCAUCUAAAUACAGUAUUUUUCUGGACAGAAAUGGUUUGAAGCCAUGAUGCCUAAGAACUUGGGAGCUGGAACUGAUAAAGGGACGGUGGCAGCAUAGGUGUGAUCAAAAAUUCCCGUAGAUGGUGAGGUUUUUAAUGAUGAAAAAGUAGAGAUGAGCAUGGCGGUAGAUGGCUAACACGGAGAGCAAACAGCCAGGGUGCAGACGAGGCGGAGGGAAUGUGGGUGGAGUUGGACCCACAUGGAUGACCUCUGCUCAAGACAGGAAACCAGGAGUCUCAGUGAAGGAAGAGUUGUGAGGGAGGAUGAGGGGAGAAGAUGAAGACCAGGGCAAGAUCUGCAAAGGAAGUGGAAGGGGAGGAGCCAGCAGGAGAGGUCGGUGGCAGACAAACAGGCAAUGCUUCUGACCUAAGAUCCAGGGGUUGAAAGGAAACAGCAUCCUUCCCUUGAGAGGUUGACAGGAGAGAAGCACAGAGUUUUCAAGGGGGCAUGGGGAUGGAGGGGAUAGAUACAGGGGAUGAAAAAAAUUAAGGAAAAUAAAUGUAAAACCAGUUACAGAGUUUGCUGUGCUUGUACGUGGGCGAGUGGAAAGGACCUCGAAGGGCAGGCGUAUGCUAAACCGUUUAGAUCGAGAAGAUGAUCAAUUACUUGUAAAGUCUGGGAAAUACAAGAGUUGGGUAGGGAAGGUGCUCUCCCAGGGGAUCCGCUCUCCCAGGGCUCCGUGUGUCGUGGAGAUAGUUGGCCGUGUGAGGACUGUGGGGUUGGUUCGCUAUAGAAUUGCCCCAGGGUCACUGCUCCAAGAAAACUCCAUGAGGCUUUCUUUUCUCUGACGCCAGUGAAGAAAUUCCUUCUCAUCAGCUCGAGAAUUUUAUAUCUUUCCUGUAGGAAUUUAGAAAAAAGAUGAAGGACCAGGGCUGUCUUAUCCUACCUUGAAGUGUACGGAGAAGUUCACGUACCUAUUUACUGUAGACUUUCCUUUCUUAUUAUUCUCUGUGAUCUAACUACCAAUGUAUCAAAGCACUACUACAGUCUCUGAAGUCAGCUCCGGGAUGACAAUCAUUGUAAAAACAGUCCUAUUUUCUUCUCUCUUCUUCGUGGGCCUAACGAUACUACUUUUCAGGCACCGUUAAUAAUGGAAGAGGACGCGGAUGACGGAAUCAGGUCUGGCUCCUUGUGUUUCAUCAACGACCACGUCGGAUUUCAGGGCAGUAUAAAAACCUCACCCGGUGACUUCAUCGUUACUGAGAUUGACGAACAGGGACGGUUAGUCAGCAAGGCCACCGACGAACCCCUUCGUGAAUUUAGUAAAACACAGCCUGAACCGAGUAAUUGCCAAGUCAAGAAGCCAAAGCUAAAUACUCAGACUGUAGACUUAGACUGUGAAAAUAACAAGGAAGCUGCUAAGUCGCCCGGGCACUCACCCGCCGGGCGCUCGGAGGGUGACCGGGUCCAGCCUGCGGGCUCGGAUCGUGACUCAGAAAAAGAAAACAGCGUCCGCUGUGCGACUUCUAAAUGUGAAGUAGAAAGCGUUGGUUUAUUAAGUUCACUUUUAGAUGAAAGCACUCACACAUCGCUGGAUCACUUUGCCCGUGACGUCAAAGAGAUGUGGAAUUCAAGCACUGAACUAACCGAACCGUCUCCUGAAUUGUCCCUAGGCAGGAUCCUUGACAAACGCCAAAGGGCUGCCCUGCACAGUGCUGUGAGGCAGACAUUUCCCUUCUUGAUAACCGUAGGAAACAACAGCGAAGUGGUUGUAAAACCGAGUCUUGAGUAUAAGGAACUCAGCCACUUGGUGUCUGAAGAGGAAGCACUUGGCUUUUUCAGAUAUUUGGACGCAAAGAAAGAAAACUCCAAGUUUACCUUUCAACCGGAUCCAAACAAAGAUCACAGGAAGGCCGUGCACCAUUUUCUCAACAAGAAGUUCGGAAACCUGGUGGAAACCAAGUCUUUUCCUGGGCAGAGCCACAGUGCUGGGAACCCAAACACAGCCAUAACCGUGAGAUUCCGGGAAAAAGCACACGGAAAGAGAGCUCACCCGGAAGGCAAGAGAAGAAGAGCAGUGUAUACAGCUUUCACCCUACAAAAGGAAAAUCUGGAGAUGUUCGAAGCAAUUGGUUUUCUGGCCAUCCAACUUGGCGUUAUUCCUUCGGAUUUUAGUUACGCGGGCCUUAAAGACAAGAAAGCAAUCACCUAUCAAUCAAUGGUAGUUAGAAAAGUGACUCCUGAGAGAUUGAAAACUAUCGAAGAAGAAAUUAAGAAGAAGAGAAUGAAUGUGUUUAAUGUUCGGUCUGUAGACGAUUCUCUCAGACUUGGUCAGCUCAAAGGAAACCACUUUGAAAUUAUCAUCAGAAACCUAAGAAAUCAACCAAAUGAUUCUGCCAACCUGAGAGAGAGAGUUUUGGAGGCAAUAGAAAAUGUUAAGAAUAAAGGUUUUGUGAAUUACUACGGGCCACAGAGAUUUGGGAAAGGAAAGAAAAUCCAAACAGACCGAAUUGGAUUGGCUCUCCUGAAGAAUGAAAUGGUAAAGGCCAUAAAAUUAUUUCUCACGCCAGAAGACGCGGAUGAUCCUGUCAAUAAAGCAAAGAAAUACUUCCUCCAAACUGAGGACGCUAAAGGCACGCUUUCACUGAUGCCCGAGUUCCGGGUUCGAGAGCGCGCGCUGCUGGAGUCCUUGCAUCGCUUUGGCGUGACGGAGGAAGGCUGCGUCCAGGCCUGGUUCUCCUUCCCCCAUUCCAUGCGUAUAUUCUACAUCCACGCAUACAGUAGCAGGAUUUGGAACGAGGCAGCGUCGUACAGACUGGCAGCCUACGGACCCAAGGUGGUGAAGGGGGACCUGGUCUGCUUGGAUGAAGAUGCGGACGAGCAUCUUCCAAGCAGUAAAGUUCACCUGGUGACCGAGGAAGAGGAGUCAGCUGACACAUAUGCACUGCACCAGGUCGUUCUGCCCGUGCUUGGAUACAACGUUCAGUACCCGGAGAACAAAGUAGGGCGGUGGUACCAAGGGGUCCUCGGCAGGGACGGACUGCAGGCCUGUAGGUUCAGGGUGCCCGCCCUGAAGCUGAAUGUACCCGGCUGCUACAGGCACAUCGUGAAACACCCCCACAAUGUAUCACACCGACUGGUCCAUCCCGACCCCGCCGAGCUUCGAGCGGAAGGUCCCCACGCCGACGACACAGCCUCAUCGCUGGCCUUAUCCUUUGACCUCGACGCUUCGUGCUACGCCACCGUUUGUCUGAGGGAAAUGAUGAAGGACGACAUUUAAACCCACACCCUAAGGUAGCUGCGAGCCCGCCAUUAGGUAGCUGUGGUUCCUAGGGCUCGCUCGACCUUGAGCUUCGCGGUUGCUGCUCCUCGGUUUUCACAGUAUCCUGAGUGGCGUAUUAACGUAAGCAUCGGUGUCUACGUUUAAAGCUCCAGGACCGUGGUCUUUAAGGACAUGUCAUGCUUUAGAGAAUUUUGCUCCAGUCACGAAAGCUCCAGAUCUUUGGAGCACUGCUCUGAGCCCCGGGGCUGCUGCACAUCACACUUAAGAGAGAGGCAGAGAGAGGACACGGUCCACACUGCUUAAAGGUAAAGCCAGGUGACAGUGAAACCCUGGUGACCGGACCAGAGAGGCUUUUCUCCAUCACUGCGCGCGAGGUGGCUGGUUUAACACCGUGCAAGGGCGAUAUCUGUUCUCAUAAUCUGUUUAUGAGAUCAUUUUUGAGGAAGACUGAAAAUUUUAAUUAAAAAUUUUUAUACUAGUUUUUUUAUACCUGUUCCCCUAACUCUUUGUUAUGUUUUCUGUCAUCUGAAACUCAGAUUUUAGACUCCUGUUUGUACCCACAUUCUGUUUCAAUGUCACUGGACAUGGUGUUGAUUCUUUUUUAAAAUAAAGAUAGUCUUGAUGACCUGA
Rattus norvegicus (Norway rat) is the source of this 4512-nucleotide messenger RNA. NCBI's taxonomy places the organism in Eukaryota, Metazoa, Chordata, Mammalia, Rodentia, Muridae. The record is from RefSeq and is a predicted model, not a curated record.